AUGGCGACAAACAUCUCGUCAUGUCCAUCCGAGGUUCUACAUAUGAUCGCAUCUGCCGCAGAGUCUGCGGAUCUGGCUAAGCUACGUCUUGUCAGCAAACAGUGGUAUGACGUAUCGACUAAGCUCUUCGGACUUGCGAAACUCCGGCAUCCUCGUUUUGUUAUAUCGCCGUACAGCUUACAGGGUCUAGUCGACCUUACGGCACAUCCAAUACUAGGUCCUUGCGUUCAGUCAUUCGAGAUUGGACUGUAUCGUAUGAAAAAACAUCUUGUGAAUGCCCGACCUGAUCAUGGUGCAACCCAUGCAAACAUUGCUGCACUCAAGCAGUUCCCAUUCGAGCAGACUGGUAUGCAUGUUAUACUACUCGCCGAAGCGUUCACGAAUAUGAGCAGGCAUUGCAUUGUGCCCACUAUUGGGCUGUUCGAUAACGCGGCAUGUGCUGCUUCUAGACACGGACAACAUCGUCGUGUAUAUGGCCAUGACGAACUCUAUGGCUCCGUCAGUCUUUCGCGACAUGGCACCCCUCGGGCAGCCCAGACCCUUAAAGCAUUGAUAAAGGCACUUAGUAGCUCGCGGUGUUCUAUCAGUGGGCUCUCGCUUGAUCUAGAGUGGACCCCUCUUGCACGACAAGCGCUCAGUCGUCAUCCUGGGCUUCUUGAAGCGGUUCAAGAGUUUGUGAUAUCGGAUUCAGGUCGUCUCAAAUCUGGAAUAGAUCUGAUCUUGAGGCUUCUUGAGAGCACCGAGAUACCUCUCGUAUCACACGUUCUCGAGGUCCGCAAUCAAACCCGGACUCUACGCUUAGAAAAGCUAUCCAUCGAAGACUUCGAGGACACGAAUAUGCCACAACUCGAUCAAGAGACUUUCGGCUUGAUCACCAGUGCUUUGUAUCAUGAUCAGUUUCGGGGGAUAACAGUCCAGGACUGCCAAAUUGGCGCGUCUUUCACCAGACUGGUGAGGGCACAUUCAAAGAGCUUGCGACAUCUGGACAUACGUAACUCAGACUUCUAUGACGACAAAUUCGAAGGAAUUAUCGACCUGCUUGCCGUCAUCAGGGAUGAGCUGAUACUAGAGUCGAUGAGCUUAUGCGGACUCCGUUACUUGAACAGUUAUAUCAGUUUUCACGUAGUGGAAGAAGAACUUCUGAUGCUGAGUCCAGAACAUGCGUCUACCACAGUCGACGAUCUCAUUAAGAAAGCUCAGGCAGAGUAUAGGGAGAAUACAAGAAUAGGAAGGGCUUGGAAUGAUGAAUCCGAAUUGGCCGAAAAUCAUCCAAGCUGA
Molecule: messenger RNA, 1278 nt
Organism: Aureobasidium subglaciale EXF-2481
Lineage: Eukaryota; Fungi; Ascomycota; Dothideomycetes; Dothideales; Saccotheciaceae
Exons: 1
Coding region: 1-1278 (425 amino acids)
Molecular function (GO): protein binding
Source: RefSeq, a predicted model, not a curated record